Sphaerodactylus townsendi is the source of this 3827-nucleotide messenger RNA. It is a transcript of the gene TTC27, whose product is annotated as tetratricopeptide repeat domain 27. The coding region runs from base 190 to 2733 and encodes 847 amino acids. NCBI's taxonomy places the organism in Eukaryota, Metazoa, Chordata, Lepidosauria, Squamata, Sphaerodactylidae. Gene Ontology annotation, molecular function: protein binding. The transcript has 20 exons. The record is from RefSeq and is a predicted model, not a curated record.
UCUCUCCCAGCGUACUUAGCACCUCUAUCAUGGCGGCCUCCAGAGGCCGGUGGCUGCACGUGGAUUAGGCUUGGUGGAGGAAGGAGGGUCUUGUCAUACACUGGAGAAAGUGGCCGCAGAGCCAACAGCCGCUUCGUCGUUUGUGCCGCGCAUCUGGGGAUACCGGGGGGGAGGGGGGAGCGCAGCAAAAUGCGAGCGCUUGAGCGGGUGUUGUUGAGGGGCUUUCCCAGCGCUGCGGAAUCACCGCGGUGGAAACAGAAUGAGGCAGCUUCGGCGACAGAAAGUGGGUCCUUGUUGCAGUUGCUGUUGGAAGGGAAUUAUGAAAACAUCUUACUAAGUGAAGCAGUUCAGAAUAUUUUCACAGCACCUGCAACAGUCAAAGAAGAGAAGUUUGACAGCUAUUUAGAAAAGCAGAUUCAAGUUUAUCUGGACUGUUCUUCUGCAAAUACUGAUAAUGUGGAAAGGCAAAGUGUGGUGUUUCUGGUUGGUGUGGGGAGUUUGCAGUUGUUUGUUCAGAGCAACUGGACUGGCCCUCCUGUUGAACUGCAGCCUCAGGACUUCCUGCCAGCUGAAUUACUACAACAAUAUGCUGAGCCCAGGGCACUGUCUGCAGCUAUUCUGAGCAUGCUGGUUCUAGAUGGUGAAUCAAUAUAUGGUCUAACCUCCCAAGCUGUGCUGCUGAUGCUAGCUAAAACAGUGCUUAUCAAUUCAAGACAUAAACUUGAAGCUAUUCAGACACUUCCUUGGUGGACGUUACGAUGUGUGAACAUCCAUCAGCAGUUGUUAGAAGAAAGAUCACCUGAUCUUUUUGCUAUUGCCCAGACCUGCAUACUUCAAGUACUGGAGAUGGAGACUUUGUUCACUGAUGAUGAAUGUUGGCAUCUGGCUGUUCAGUUCCAUCUGGAGUGUGCUUACACAUUUUUGAAAUUUUAUGAGUACAAAAAAGCCAAACAACACUUCCUUGCAGCUAAAGACAUGACCAAGUUACAAAUUGAAUUGACAGGUGCUCUGGGGAAAAGGACGCGAUUUCAAGAAAAAUAUGUAGCACAGCUUAUAUUAGAUGUUCAAAGGAAAGAUGGUGUCCUUCCUCCUCACCAGGAGCUUAGUCCAACACCUACACCAAUAGAAAAUUUGACACAGAAUUAUGCUCUAAAUGAUGACACAGUACUAAAUGAAAUAAAGUUUGCAGAAUCUCAUCCGAACCAGAUGCCAGACUUAUGUGCAGAAGAACUCGCUGUUAUUCUUGGAAUUUGCAUAGACUUUCAGAAGAACAACCCAGUCCACAAGCUCACUGAAGAGGAGCUGCUUGCUUUUAUAUCGUGUCUUCUUUCACAACCAAAGUUCUGGGCAAUUCAAACUUCUGCUCUGUUUCUCCGAACAAAACUUGAGAGAGGAAGUAUUCGCCGAGUUGAACGGGCAGUGAAGCAAACACAGGCUCUCGCAGAUCAAUUUGAAGACAAGAAAACAUCAGUUUGUGAACGUAUGAAACUUCUUUAUAGUUGUCAAGUUCCUCCACGCUGGGCUAUACAGCGUCAGCUUGCAAGCCUCCUGUUUCACCUUGGAUGUACCAGUUCAGCUCUUCAGCUCUUUGAGAAGCUUGAAAUGUGGGAGGAUGUAGUUAUCUGUUAUGAAAGAGCAGGACAGCAUGGAAAGGCAGAAGAAAUAUUGAGGCAAGAAAUAGAGAAAAAAGAAACACCUGGAUUAUAUUGCCUGCUUGGAGAUGUUCUUAAAGAUCAUUUUUAUUAUGACAAGGCUUGGGAAUUGUCCAAGCAUCGUAGUGCAAGGGCUCAGCGUUCCAAGGGUCUUCUCUACCUUCGUAACAACAAUUUCAAGGAGUGUAUAGAAUCUUUUGAGCGCUCCGUACAGAUUAACUCUAUGCAGUUGGGAGUGUGGUUUUCUUUAGGUUGUGCAUACUUGGCUGUGAAAGAUUAUGAAGGUGCAGCUAGAGCAUUUCAGCGCUGUGUGAUGUUGGAGCCUGAUAAUGCUGAGGCUUGGAACAAUUUAUCAACUGCAUAUAUCAGAUUAAAGCAGAAGAUCAAAGCAUUCCGGACUCUUCAGGAAGCACUCAGGUGUAAUUAUGAGCACUGGCAGAUAUGGGAAAAUUAUAUUCUUACCAGUACAGACAUUGGAGAGUUUGCAGAAGCUAUUAAAGCUUAUCACAGGCUUAUGGAUUUACAAGAAAAGUACAAAGAUGUCGAGGUGCUUAAGAUACUGGUGAAGGCAGUAAUGGAUGAAGUGGCUGAUCGACACGGAGAGACAGCAGCAGGAUUAAAGGCAAAACUGCAAGCGCUCUUUGGCAGAGUGACUUCUAGAGUGACAAAUGAUGGAGAAAUUUGGAAAUUAUAUGCAAGACUUUAUGGCAAUGGGCAGAGUGAUAACUAUGAAGAUGUUGAAAAGGCUCUGCAAUAUCUCACCAGAGCACACAAAUGUGACAUCCAAUCAAGGGACUGGGACAAAAAUAUCUUGUCUUUUAAGGAAGUAGCAAAAGGUGCUGUAGACCUUGCACAUGUGGCAAUAAGAUGCAGCAAAACUAAAUCUAAUCACCAGGAAGCACUGCAGAUACUCUCUUCAGCUCGACUCAACUUGUGUAGUUUGGCAGCUAAAGCCAAGCAACUUUUUGCAGAUGUGACCAAUGUUGACGUUCCUGGAGAUUUUGCUGAAGAAAUUACAGCAAUGGAGAAUCUGAUAGCUGAAUUGCAAGAACUUAGCAAUCAGCUAAGGAAUCAGUCCUGAAAAGAGAAGAGCCUGUAUGUGCUAAUUAGCUUGCACUUAUAACACAGCCAAACUAUUUUCUAAUAAAUAUUUUGCUAUGUAACAUAGACUUUAAUUGUGGCCAGUAUUGCCAAGAUUGUAUAGUGCUUCUAAGGUUAUGAUUGUUCGCUCUCAAGUUGGGUGUUCAUGUGAUUUUUUUUUUAUGCUGCCCUAGGUUUCAUAAGAACAAAAUGGAUGGAUUUCUAUUUAGAAGGCCUUUAUAUAGGAUUAGUGCUGCUUGAGCGCAGCCCAUAAUUGGCGCCUGUCCAUAGCUGUGCACUUUGCAGACGGGAAAGAUUAACGAGUGCUGGUGAUAUUGGAGACAUGAAGCAAGGGAGAGACUGGAGUUGCUUUUGUUUUAAUUGUGGGUGAGUUAGAAAAUGCAGAAAAUUCCACAACAAUUGUAGUCCUUCCGAAUAGCUGUCUUCUGUAAAGUUUAAAAGAAUUGUAAUGCUGCAGUCUGACCCAGCGGCUAUAUUUCAUUGGAACUUGUGCAUUCACAGAAAAUGAAUAGCACAAUCCUACAGAUGCCAUAGCAUCAUCUUUGUUCCCCAUUCCAUCUCCUUUGCUUUCUGGGAAUAUCCAUGCUGCUCUUCAGCACUGGCACGAUGGACCACGUGUGGCAUGGCAACCUUAAUAGUAUCUACUGCACUGAACUGGAUAUUCUUCUCAGCUUCAUCCUACCAGUUGAAUCCUUAUAGUGGAGUCAGAUUUCAUCCUGAAGGUCCUGUCAGGUUUACACCUCAGCAGGAGUUUGGGGUGAGAAUCUCUACUAAUGAAGCUGUUCUAAUCUACUCUGGUUAAAUUCCACAGUAAUCUGCAAAUGUAUCAGAACAAGAUUCAGCCCUUUCUAGAAAAUUAAAGUCAAGUAUUCUGUCUGUAACAAUGGCCUGUCAGCCACUGCUGGGAAGCACCCUUCUGAAAUGAAUGCACUGUUUUUGCUAAAGGUCAUUGGUGUUUCCUUUAUGACAGCAUUACUUUUAUAUUGAAUUGGCAUUCCUUUCUCCAUGCCAAACUGUCACAUUUGAUUACUUUCAAUUUUGAUCCCAUGAAUAAAAGACUAUGCUGUAUUCUAA